AUGAAGGUGGCAAGGCGAAAGGCUGAUGUCCUUGAAUCGAACCGUCUGCAUAAUCCAUCCGCCCAGUUGGCAAAGAACGAUGAACUAGAUAAAGCGAUGGUUCACAGUGCCGAGGCGCGAUAUCGUUUCCCGCUGGACAGUAUAUUGGCGAAGGCGAUUCCCUGUCAGAGAAGUCAGCAGCUGCAGUGGAAGGGGCGAAGACAGGAUGCAAUCCACCAGCUGUGGCGUUACAAGGCCAAUGGCAAUGCACCCAAAGUGCGAACAACGCGGAACUGUGGUGCGACAUUCUUCAAUCGGCGGAAGAACAAGUUCCAUCUGCACGAUUCGCAGUUCAAGAACGAACCUGAUGUGCGCAUGCAGGAGAUGAAGAAGGAAGAAGGAACACGAAUAGAGGAGGUGCCUGUGGGACCAGAUCGGGUACGGCAGACUUGGGUGCGUACGAAAGGAGGAGUUGCUCGAAGGUCGGCAGUUAAGUUGACUUUGUUCGACGUCAGGAUGGAUGGUGGUCCUGAGCAAGGAGAUUGCAAUGGAUCACGGGCCGGGCAACAAGAGAAAAGACGCGAGCUGCGUUUGAAAAAGUUCUGGCGUACCACCACCAAGCCCCCGACCUCGUCCGAGGACUCCGGCGGCUGCGAAAGUCCUACAAAACUCGGACGAAAGGCAUUCCAGCAGCCCAAUAACCUUAAUAGCCCCCAUCGGCAUCCACCCGCCUGUUCCCUGCCACUGUUGCAAGUGUGGCCCAGCCAGGAUUCACCCCGCGGUGAGGCGGACGGGCAAAGUUUCGUCUUCCCGCUGGCAGUUGACGACCACCAGCAGAAUGGAGGAAUGCUUCAAACCUCCCUGCACCACCAGGCUGCGGUUGCAUCGAGUAGCAGUACCAACGAUCUACGGAGAAACUCCCUGUUCGUGGAUCAACUGCAGGCGGGUGACUCGGGCAUCGAUUCGGUUCAGGCAUCUCCCUCGCCGGUGGCCAUGCCCUGUCAUCCUCUGGUAGUUUCGAACGCAAUUUCACCAAGUGCAUCGCCCACCAUUGGCUCGCCUACGCAAUCGGUGGACCACAAUCGACGCCCGUCGACUUCGCUGCUGCAUCCGGAUCAUGCGCGAAUAUUUGCCCUUCGGCAACCUUCGUCGCCGGAUCAAACAUCACUUGAAGACAAUACAGAGUUCAACGGUGCUGCAGGAAAUCACCUUUGUACCGCCAGUUCCAGUACGACCUCUUCCCUAACGUCCGUAGCAGUAGCCACACUAGGGCAACACCCGCAGAGAUCAUCAGACCCAUGGCUGCGACCGGAAGGCGACAAAGAUAACCUGGAGGUGGACCGACAGCGUCGUGCCUCGACGAUGACCGCCCGUCUGUCGCUCUUCGAUGCCCUGGAUCUGGAGUACGCGCUGCUCCGAGCCGCGGCCCGCGGUUCGGUGGGGCCGUACUCACUGAGUGAAUCGCUGCACAAGCUCACAUUUACGCAAUCACUUGCCUUUCCAGCACUGGCCCGUGGUUUGGCCGCAAAACGGCGAACCUCUACGGAGGAGAACACCACCCGCCCGUUGAACCCGAACGAGUCCGGCCUCAACACGUUCGCCAAGGUGGUCACCGCUUGUGUUCUAGUGAUGGUUAGCUUUCUAGUGUUCUUAGUGGUGUACAAAUACGUACGGACGUGA
Molecule: messenger RNA, 1659 nt
Organism: Sabethes cyaneus
Lineage: Eukaryota; Metazoa; Arthropoda; Insecta; Diptera; Culicidae
Exons: 4
Coding region: 1-1659 (552 amino acids)
Source: RefSeq, a predicted model, not a curated record